AUGGAUGAGCGCCCUCCUCUCCAAUGGGAAGAACGUUGUCCUACUCAACAACGUCCUGGGGUCCUAGAUCCGGUGCAAAAAGAGGGCUUCGGCUGGGGCAACCAACUCAGCACCUACAUCUUCCUUGUCAUUUCCUACCCCCUCCACAAUAUGAUCGUCGAGGACAUCUACACUGAUCGCCUUCUACACCCCCUCUCUGACACCUUGCCUUGCCUGGUGAUCCAGUACGCCGAUGACAUGUUGAUUCUACUACGCGCUGACAUCACCCAGGUUCAAUGGCUCAAGGCGCUGCUCGACACCUUUGUCACCACCACUGAACUACAAAAAAACUUCCAUAAGAGCAUAUAUGCGCCCAUCCACGUUCUGGAUGAGCAAUCGGUGGCCCUUUGUGGCGAUUCUUGGCUGCCAGAUAAUUUUGGCCUCCUUCUGUUGAACACCAAGAUCCUAUUGUCGAUGCUGGAUAAGCUCAUCGUCCAAGUGGAGUGUUGUAUCCUGGGAUGGAGCAUGGGGCUGCUCUCGUCAUCUAGCUGCUUGACAUUGACUGACACAAUGCUUCCCUCCAUGCUCGUGUACACCAUACCAGUGUUCCUCCUGCAGUGGUUUAAUUUUUAUCACUUGAACUCGCUAAAGCCAUAG
Molecule: messenger RNA, 636 nt
Organism: Phragmites australis (common reed)
Lineage: Eukaryota; Viridiplantae; Streptophyta; Magnoliopsida; Poales; Poaceae
Exons: 1
Coding region: 1-636 (211 amino acids)
Source: RefSeq, a predicted model, not a curated record